Entrophospora candida is the source of this 394-nucleotide messenger RNA. The record is from the annotation of a GenBank genome assembly. Lineage: Eukaryota; Fungi; Glomeromycota; Glomeromycetes; Entrophosporales; Entrophosporaceae.
AUGGACAAUUGCCCCAAGUGUAAUGUAAAAAAUAAAUAUCUUUAUUGGUGUCUUCAAUGCCUCUCCCAAUAUUUUCAAGCUGAGUUUUCUAACUGGUCAAGUGGUAAUCAAAUUAUAGACAAAUUUAUUCAAGAAAUUCAACUUAAUGCAACUGGAUGGGCGCAGUAUUUAGAGUGGAUUCCAUACAAAAGACUAGUUAAUGUCCAUUAUUUAGCAAAAGGAGGAUUUGGGAGUGUCUAUUCUGCAACAUGGCUGGAUGGUCCGAAAGCCUAUGAUCGAGGUUUGAUCGAAAUUUUUUGUAGAAAAGAAAACCAUCCUGUUGCUCUUAAAAGUAUUAAUCAUUCAGGACCAGCCAUGGAUGGAUUCUUUUCUGAGCUUAGCAUUUAUAUUGAAG